AUGGCCUCAGCCCUCCCCAAAUACAGUGUCACAGACGCUCCUCCCUCCUACGACUCCAUUCUCCAGAAAAUCGACAACGCUGUUGGCAGAGACAGAUCCCCCGAAAAGUACCUCGCUGUCGCCAAUACCCUCAGUGACAGGGAGCUCACCGUCAUCACCAACGAAGCAAAAGACAAGCCUCUCCCGCCGAGGGCGACAGUCGCCAUGGCCAAAGCGGCGGAGACUGAAAAGGCGCAGCAGGGCCUGAGGGACGCAGCGGGAAGUGCGACGCAGGCGGCACAGGAUGUUCUGGGUAUUUUCGAGGCGGUGCGGUUGAAGAUUAUUGAGAUUGGUAAAUUCACAAGUCGGAUUUUCUGCCGGCUUUGCAAGGACAUCAGCAGGUUGACGUUUGAGCAGAUUCUCACCGAUAGUCGAGAUUUGGCGGUCGAUAUCGGUCAAUAUGCAUCUUCCUUUGACCGGGUCGUCGUCGAGUUCUGCGCCAAUCAAAGCAACACAGUCGAGCAGGGAAUCGCGCAGAUCGAAACCUUCAUCGCAAAAGCAGACGGGCUCGAAACCAAAGGCAAAGCCAUGAAGACCCGAUUCGAAACGCUGGGCAAGGAGUUCGGCACAUUCGUCGUUUCUUUCAACGACUGGGCCAAGGACAAACAAGAAGGCAUCAACAAGGAGGUCCAAGCGCUGCAAGACCAGAUCAACGGAUUGAAUGAAAAGGUGAACCGCCUGGAAAAAGCGCUGGAAGGACUGGGUCUUUUCCUUGGUGUUGGAUUGCCUGUGCUGGCUGCUGGUAUUGCGCUUUCUGGUCGUUUUGCUCCUUUGGUUGGAAUUGUCGGUCUUACCGUUGCCAUUGGAACAGCCGGCUCAAUCGCCGGAAUCGCCUCUGCGCUCUUAGUAUUCCGAAACCAGAUCCGAGGCAAGGAGAACCAGAUCAACAAGCGAGGGCAGAUCACACAGAUCCAGGACGCUCGUAAUGGGCUGACCAAGCUGGGCACCGAGAAAUUGACCAGCUUCUCUGAAGCCGUCAAUAUGCUGUCUGGGUUCUGGCAGAAUGUUGCAGUGGAUGCGCGUGCAAUUAGGGACUGGCUGAAGACGGGGGCGGAUUUUGCGUCUUCCCCGGCUUAUAUGAGAACAAAUCUGGACCAAGGGUCAGGAUCUGUAAAUCAAAGCAUGUCGACCUAUCUCGAUGCGUAUGCUCGAGGCAUUCAGCCCAUUACGUAG
Messenger RNA from Aspergillus wentii DTO 134E9, 1212 nucleotides. RefSeq lists its product as uncharacterized. The record is from RefSeq and is a predicted model, not a curated record. Lineage: Eukaryota; Fungi; Ascomycota; Eurotiomycetes; Eurotiales; Aspergillaceae. The coding region runs from base 1 to 1212 and encodes 403 amino acids. The transcript has 7 exons.